This is a messenger RNA of Epinephelus fuscoguttatus (brown-marbled grouper), 6057 nucleotides long. It is a transcript of the gene rfng, whose product is annotated as RFNG O-fucosylpeptide 3-beta-N-acetylglucosaminyltransferase. Gene Ontology annotation, biological process: pattern specification process; regulation of Notch signaling pathway. Gene Ontology annotation, cellular component: Golgi membrane. The record is from RefSeq and is a predicted model, not a curated record. Gene Ontology annotation, molecular function: O-fucosylpeptide 3-beta-N-acetylglucosaminyltransferase activity. NCBI's taxonomy places the organism in Eukaryota, Metazoa, Chordata, Actinopteri, Perciformes, Serranidae. The coding region runs from base 438 to 1664 and encodes 408 amino acids. The transcript has 9 exons.
GCGCUGCUGUCCGACAUGAGUUCAGUGGUCUGUGGAAUGUUUGGUUAAGUAGAAGUGCACGGGCUGGUAAUGAAAGUAAUCUUGUAGUGGUAAAAGUGCUUUAAAUAAGUUCCUGAACGCUAAAUAAGAUCGAUGAUCUGAUCGGAAGGAGCAGAGGAGGAUCUACGGAAACUGUUGGAACAUUAAAUUUAAAGUCACGUCGGAACAAAAAGGAAGACAACGGGCGAACAGUGAAUCCGGUGGCAUUUAUCAUUCAACCCCAUCGGAACUGGUUUCCCUGUAAGCUGACGUUAGUUGUGGUAAGAUCUAUAUGGUUCCGUCCUCGCCUUCCUGGGAACAAAGACGCCAAAUGUGUCCUCUGAUGUUUCAUGGAUUCCAUGUGAUGGUGUGAGGAUGGGACAGGGUGGUGCUGGAAGUGACUGCAGCCCUGGAGGCUGAUGAACCCGCUCCAUUGGCCAGUCAGGAUGCACAUAGCCUCAGUGGGUGUCAGCAAGUUCUGCUUCCUGUUUUCUCUUGCAUUCUGUGCCCUCCUGCUUUUGCUCAUCCCCAACCUCCAGCCCCCAGCGCGCCAGGUCGACCUGCCUCAGCCCCGACCCCAAGUCAGACCCGUGCAGGCAGGCCCAUCACACCAUGUCGGGGUUCCAGCAGUGUCUGUCCACACAGGGGAAACACGCUCUGCCACAGAGCUAAACAGAAGCUCAGCAGGGCAGGGGAGAUCCAUCAAGACUGAAGGUAGUAGGAAUGAUAUCAAUAGCCCCAAAAGGGGGAUGGACUCUGAGAGAGGAGCUCUGUCUGGAGGAAAGGGUGGUAGACUUUCAGGGUCUAGAUCACGGGACCUUUUAGAGUUAAAGGACAUUUUUAUUGCAGUAAAGACUACCAGGAAGUAUCACAAGUCCAGAUUGGAGCUGCUGAUUCAGACCUGGAUUUCCCAAGCUAUAGAACAGACCUAUGUAUUUACUGAUGGUGAGGACAAGGAGCUGCGGAUGAGAACAGGAGUGAACCUCAUCAACACGAACUGCUCAGCAGCCCACACCCGACAGGCUCUGUGCUGCAAGAUGUCUGUGGAGUACGAUAAAUUCAUCGAGUCCCAGAAGAAGUGGUUUUGCCAUGUGGAUGAUGAUAACUACGUGAUCCUGCCAAGCCUGCUGCGGCUGCUCUCUUCCUAUCACCACAGCCAGGAUGUGUACCUGGGCCGGCCCAGUCUGGAUCAUCCUAUAGAGGCUGCAGAGAGGGUCAAGAGUGACGGAUCGGUGUCUGUCAAGUUCUGGUUUGCCACAGGCGGAGCAGGUUUCUGUAUCAGCAGAGGCCUGGCACUGAAAAUGAGCCCAUGGGCUAGUUUGGGGAAUUUCAUCAGCACAGCGGAGAAGAUCCGACUACCAGACGACUGCACCAUUGGCUACAUCAUCGAAGCGCUGCUAGAGGUGACCCUAACACACACACACCUCUUCCACUCUCACCUGGAGAACCUGCAGAAGCUGCCCACUGACACUGUGCUGGAGCAGGUCACUCUGAGCUUCGGAGGCUUUGAAAACAGAAGAAAUGUGGUCAGCAUUGUUGGAGGCUUUUCACUGGCUGAGGACCCCACAAGGUUUAAGACAGUCCACUGUCUUCUGUAUCCAGAUACUGACUGGUGUCCAAAGCUGGAACAUCGCCACAGAAACUGAAAACCACUGUUUUUAUCCUGCAGUACUGAUACCUGCUAAAAUGUAUUCCACUGCUUCACCCUGCCAUGUUUGGAUCAACCCUCGAUCAAGCUGGAAAAAUAUGUCAUGUCACACAUCAUUUGGUGGAUGUCUAUCCAAAGCAGUCUCACCUCAUACUUCAUUAAUGCACAGCGCUAGUGGUAGUGCAACCCUCAGAGGCAGAGUCUUUCAGUAGGCAACAUUUAUAUAAUUCAUCAAGUCAGUCUGAAAAGGUGGAGCCAAAGGACGACUUUUUCUGGCUACAACAGCAUGACAGUGAGUAAGGGGCCGUACACAUGCCGCGUCUUUAACCACUUGGCGAAUGCAAGGUUGGGCAGUGGGGGCUACUCUUGUGCUUAAUCUGUGCCAACUGCACGGAGGCAGGUUUCUAAGUGCUAAGCUAAGUUGCUAAGCUUACCAAAAAUCCUGGGAGCUUAUCUUCUUCCAGGCAUUGUUUUAUAAGUGUGUAUUAGGCCAAAAAUAUUGUCCAUGGGACAGAUGUAAAGCUCUGUAUAGCCCUGCACUUAAAUAAUUAACUUCUGCUCCAUAUUUGCUACAGACUGAUAUUUAUGGAAGAAGGGAACGAUAUCAGCUGGCUGUGAUUGGUUGUUCCUUGUCAAAUGACAUGCAGUGCAUGCUGCCACCUUCCAAAAGUUGAACUCUGUUUAUCUCAGGGCACAGCCAUUGUGCCUAUCUAGUAACGCACCUAGCUAGUAACCUAGUCUACCAGUGUUGUGUCAAAACAAAUUUGCUGAUGAAAAUAAUUAAGAGUGCAUAUUUACAGUUAAGGCUUUUGCACACUGAGUCGUCUUUUUUUGCUUUUUCGUCCAAAAUUGUAGCACAUUUAAAAGAUAGAUUAAAUCUUAUGUUGUCUCAAUCGUGUUCGCGCACUAACUAUGUAACUUUCAUCUGUCAUUAAACUUUUCAGAACAGGUUAGAUUUUCUACUUUUUUUCACAUCCGUCAAAAGCCUUUAGACUAAAUAAAAUAGAGAGGAACAGGGUGUGCAGUAUCAUUUCAUAACUCAGGUAGGUUGCUUUCAAUAAGUCAGACAGUAAUACUGAGGGGAAUGAUGAUGAUGAGGAGGAGAAUGUAAUAAAAGAUGAAGGCUGCACAGAAAGAGAGAGACAAUGUGGAGACAGAGAGGGAGGACAGCUCAGCCUCUUCAGGCAACUGUGGUGCCAAAUGCAAGACAGAGAAAGUGGUGACAGUCAGGGAGGGAGCUCCAUCAGAGAGAUGUAAGAGAGCAAAUGUGUCUUUUCAUUUUGUCUCGUAUUGCAAAUUUUCUCAACAAUCAGUCUGCAGACAUGUGCAAGGUUUCAGUAUGUAAAAAAAAUUUAUUGACUGAUUUUAAAAAAACGCAUCCAAUAAAACCCAGCAGACAUCCAGAGGGAGCUUGGAGUAGAGCCACUGCACCUUGGCGUCGAUAGGGGUCAGUUGAGGUGGGUUGGGUAUCUGAUCAAGAUGCGUCCUGGUUGCCUCCCGUUAUAGGUGUUCAGGCACUUCUUCCUACUGGUUGGAGGCCAGACCCAGAACAUGCUGGAGGGAUUACAUAUCUCAUCUGGCCUGGGAACUCCGUGGGAUCCUCCAGGAGGAGCUACAAAGUGUCGCUGGUGAGAAGGAUGUCUGGGGUGCUUUGCUUGGCCUGCUGCCCCCACAAACCGGCCCCGGAUAAGCGGAUGAAAAUUAAUGGAUGGAUGAAUAAAAAAAAAAAAAAAACCUGACUCAGUGUGCAAAGGCGUUUACAGUGCCACAUUUCUACUAGUUUCCAUCUUUCCUACUUCCCAGGUCGGAGCUGGCAAUGACAUCACAUCCAAGUAGAUUGUGUUCCAGUACAAGUUUGAAAACCAAGAUGUUGUUAGCAGUACCAGCUCAAGCAAUGCCAGUUGACAACAAUGCACUAUACUGUAUUAUACAAACAGCGUAGCAACAGGUCCACCGAGAGAAGCUGGACAGUACUGUGUGUAUGACUGUUAAUAAGACACAAAUAAGGCAGAAGUGCUAAUAAACAGUAUAUUACUAUAGCUUUCUCUACUGAAUAUGCAGUGAGCAGCCAUAUGGGAUUUUCAGGUCAGAGUUAGUGAGGUUCCUCCGACUUUCUGAGUUGGAAAUCUGACUUCAGGGGGCGUUCCAGUUAAAAUUUCUGAGUGGGAACUCAGAAAUCCUGACUCCCCAGUAUGAUUGGAACACACAAAUAGAGUUUCUUCCCAAAUGUUCAUAUUUGCAGAUGGCUAAAUGGUGCUCUGAAGUCUACUGGCUCUUUGGUUCAACCAAUUAUAACGUCUACAAAAAAAUAGUUCAGGAACUCCAUUCUGCAUGUCAGUGGCACUGCAGAGAACCACUUCAGACAAAUGCUACAGUAUGUGAAGGACCUACUCUGCUUCUUAGGGCAUAGAUGUUUGAGCGUUAAAUAAAAGGCCCACAAACCACUGACUCUUACUGUAAGUCACCUCUCUAUUCGGUCACUGUUGACAUGUUACCCCAAAGUCAAUAUAAAACCAAGGUCAUUUCUUUACAGUGAAUGAUUGUUGAGGUACUUUUAAGAAUCUGGUUAAAAUACGUUGAAUUUAUCAUAAUUGUUUGGUCUCAAACAUGAAUUGAACUGAUUUUUGAUUUGAAGGUUUGAAUGCUGCAUGGGCACACAUUUAUUUCAGUGUGUUGUUAUUGAUGUGAUGCCCUCCGAUUCUCAGCCAAAUACCUUCUCCUUGUAUUAGCCUAUUUUUAACUGGCCCAUCUUUAUGGUUUUGCACUACUUUGAACUUUGUUACUUCCUGUCGGUUACUGAUUGUAGUUCCGUUUUUCAGUGUUGGUGUAAAUAUGAGUGAACUUCAUGAUGUAUUCUUUCUUUGCAUAGGUUGUAGUUUUUGUUCUACAUAUGCUUCUUUAAUGCAGUGAUACUGUAGAGGCAGAUAUAAUGAGUUUGUUGGAGUUAGUGGAGCCGAAGAUAACUCAACUACAUUGCACUGAAAUUUGGUGCAGAUAUUAUUUGCCCCCAAAGAGUGUUGCUAAUAAUUUUAGUUUGGCGCUGCCAGCCGGACAAAUUUCUCUGUUGACUACCUUGGUUCAUAAGGUUUCACACUGCAAAAAAAUGCCCUUUUCGUUGAAAAAAGCAAAUAUGGCUGCCAGUGCAUUAAGUGAAUUUCAUUUAAUGGGAUUUCUUAAAGGGACAGUUCACCCCAAAAUCAAAAAUUCAUAUUUUUCUUCUGACCUGUAGUACUGUUUAUUAGUCUAGAUAGUUCUGGUGUGAGUUGCCCAGUGUUGGAGAUAUCAGCCGUAGAGAUGUCACACCAAAACUAUCUAGAGUUAUAAAUAGCACUGCAGGCAAUAGGAGAAAUAUGUGUUAUUGGUUUAUGGGUGACCUGUCCUUUUAAAAUAAUUUAGGAUGCCAGCUACCAGAUAUAUUCAAAUAAAAUUACAAGUGAAUUAAUAAAUACCAGAAGAUUAAAUGACCUAAAAUAAGAUUAGUUAUAUUCUUGUUUCCAGAAAACUUACCGGCAAGACCCGAUUGCCAUUUAACACAACCAAUGUGACCUUCAAGUUGGUAGGCAUGUGUGCUCAGAUAUUUUUUAGCAAACGUUAGCAUGAUAGCACUCUUAACUGGUAUACUGAACAGUGGCAUAGUGGUAGUUGUUGAGGUGGGUGCACUGCCAGGUAGAUGGGUGGUUACCAAGGACAAAGUGGGUGUAGUCUCCUAUAUAUUCCAAUGGCUUUUUGGCUAAAAGGUGGGUAUACAUUAAGCAGACAGAAAAAGAGGUGGAUACACCCUGUAUACCUGUGUACACCUUUCACAACACUUCUGAAUAUUGGAAAGAUACCUGCAAAACAUCAGCAUGUUCGCAUUUAGCACAAGCAUCAAUUUGUCCAAGUACAGCCUCUGAGUUGUGUCUAGCAAAUCCAGUAAAAAAGUUCUGUAAAGAUGCUUUUGCUAAAAAUGAAAUGAAGACAAGCCUUACUUUCCACAGCCAUGCUAUAGUUUUCUAAGUAUGCCAGUUAGUCUGCUGACCCCCCACACUAUAAAUGCUCAUGAUAAAAUGGAAAAAGAAGUUCUUGUAGACAACAUUUAAACUUAGAUGUCCAGACCUCUGAUCCUUCCUUAGACUUCAGGUUUCCCAGUUUGCUCACUUUUUCUUUGAUAAAACAGAUUCUUUGGCUCCAGCCACUCCAUUCACACCAACCAGCAACAGUAUUUCUGCCUGUAAACAGUACUUGUGUAAAACACUCAUCUACCUUUUUGCACACAAGCAAAGAAUCCAAAAUCCAGAGCAUGUGCUCCACUGCAGGUCAGUGGCAGAGAGUGAGUGAGAGAGUGAGUGAGUGUUUUUGUGAACCCUUUACCGCUGAUGUAUUAUUGUGUUGUUUCAAUAACAAUAAAACCA